Perkinsus marinus ATCC 50983 is the source of this 243-nucleotide messenger RNA. RefSeq lists its product as hypothetical. Bases 1 to 243 code for a protein of 80 amino acids. The transcript is spliced from 2 exons. Lineage: Eukaryota; Perkinsozoa; Perkinsida; Perkinsidae. The record is from RefSeq and is a predicted model, not a curated record.
AUGCCCUUUGAUCAGGAUGUGGACCUAUCUCCUAUGGAUAUGUUCAGAGCGUAUGCUCCUCGCAGACUGUUGAAGAAACCCGAUCUAGGCAAGGAUGAGAUCGUAGACAAACUGCAUAUGAUUCCACCUGAUGUGCCUUCGGUUAAGAGAAACCAGGAAGUGAAGUAUCGGGAGUAUAGAAGGUUAUGGGAGUUACGACGAAGUGAGUCAUUUGAGAAGGUGCUUGGUACAAUUCGACACUGA